Messenger RNA from Exophiala oligosperma, 1731 nucleotides. RefSeq lists its product as uncharacterized. Gene Ontology annotation, molecular function: protein binding. The record is from RefSeq and is a predicted model, not a curated record. The transcript has 4 exons. Lineage: Eukaryota; Fungi; Ascomycota; Eurotiomycetes; Chaetothyriales; Herpotrichiellaceae. The coding region runs from base 1 to 1731 and encodes 576 amino acids.
AUGGCUGCCCCUAUAUCGUUUAGUGGCGCCAAUUCUGGCCUUCAGGCCGGCAACAUCCACGGUCCAGUUCAGGCUGAGUUCCACCAAUACCUCCCUCCCGAGCGAGCAGAAACUCCACCAGCGCCAUCAAUUCUCAUUCCCUUCGGUCGCGACGACGACUUCGUAGAGCGCGGAACAAUUCUCGAUCAGCUCCACGACCGGUGUGCGGUACCAGGCUCGCGCACGGCACUAGUCGGGCUCGGGGGCGUUGGCAAGUCGCAGCUCGCCAUCGAGUAUGCCUAUCGCACCCGAGAACGAUCGUCCGACACAUGGGUAUUCUGGGUGCACGCGAGCAAUGUGGCACGAUUUGAGCAGAGCUACCGCGACAUCGCCAACUGUGUCAAGAUCCCUGGGCGACACAACCCGAAGAUCAACAUAUUCCAGCUCGUACACGACUGGCUGUGGGACAAGGGGAAGGGAAGCUGGAUGCUGAUCCUAGAUAAUGUUGAUGACGCUAGGUUCCUGGUCGAGAAUCGAGGUUGGGUCCAAGAGCAGCAGACAAAUCACACACGCCCCCUCCCGUUGUAUCUGCCGCAGUGCCAACACGGACGGACAUUGAUCACCACACGGAGCCGAGAUGCAGCACUCAAACUAGUCGAGCUGGGCAACAUCCUCACGAUCGACCCGAUGAGCGAAGCGAAUGCGCCCACACUAUUAGAGAGGAAGGUACGGACUCACAGUAGCCUUGAUGGUGCGGCUGAGCUCGCUGCGGCGCUGGAAUUCAUGCCACUCGCGAUUGUACAAGCAGCUGCCUACAUCUCUGAGCGGGCGCCACGGUGCUCGGUCCGGCAGUAUCUGGAGCAAUUCCAGAAAAGUGAUCGCAAACGCGCCAGUCUCCUUGAUUGUGAAGGCGGGCAGCUUCGGCGAGAUGUGGAGGCAAAAAACUCGAUCAUUAUCACGUGGCAGAUAUCAUUCGACCGUAUCCGGGAGAUUCGGCGAACGGCAGCCGACUUACUCGCGCUCAUGAGCUUCUUUGACCGACAAGGGAUUCCUGAACUUCUACUGCAUCGGCGGCAGGAAGUCACAAGCGCACCGGCACGCGAUCCUGACCGAGCUGGUAGCCCGCACCAGAACGUGACUGAUGACGAUGAUAGCAACACUGAUGACGAACGAAACACCGAUAGCAAUGACGAUCUUGAAGACGACAUCUCCGUGCUCCGAAGCUACUCAUUCAUCACGGCCACCGGGGUGGGAAUGGGCUUGGAAAUGCAUCGCCUGGUGCAGCUGGCGAUGCAGAAGUGGUUGGAAGUGCACGGGCAGCAAGAACAGUGGAAGAAGCAGUUUAUUUGCAAUCUCAACGCCGGUUUCCCGCAUGGAGGGUAUGGGACAUGGGAUACUUGUCAGCACCUGUUUCCCCACGUGAAGUUUACGGCCACCAAAAAGCCACCAGCCAAAGAUUCUCUGACGGAGUGGACUUCACUGCUAAAUAGAGCAGUGCUGUACUGCCUGUGCACGGGCAACUCUGUGGAUGCAGAAAAGAUGUCAGCUCAGUCUCUCAAAUUAAGAAAGCAAGUGCUGGGGGCAGACCACCCUGACACACUGACCAGCAUGGCCAACCUGGCCUCGACCUACUGGAAUCAAGGGCGAUGGAAGGAGGCUGAAGAGCUGUUUGUGCAAGUCCGGGAGAUCAUGACGAGGCAUGGCCAAUCUGGCCUUGACCUACCAGAAUCAAGGGCGAUGGAAGGAGGCUGA